Messenger RNA from Gadus chalcogrammus (walleye pollock), 2661 nucleotides. RefSeq names its product phosphoenolpyruvate carboxykinase 2 (mitochondrial) (gene pck2). Gene Ontology annotation, biological process: cellular response to insulin stimulus; hepatocyte differentiation; gluconeogenesis. Gene Ontology annotation, cellular component: mitochondrion; cytosol. The transcript has 11 exons. The coding region runs from base 311 to 2218 and encodes 635 amino acids. The record is from RefSeq and is a predicted model, not a curated record. NCBI's taxonomy places the organism in Eukaryota, Metazoa, Chordata, Actinopteri, Gadiformes, Gadidae. Gene Ontology annotation, molecular function: GTP binding; phosphoenolpyruvate carboxykinase (GTP) activity; manganese ion binding.
CACAUCUGUCGGCCGGUCGAUCUCUGAGCCUUUUACCAGCAGAGCGGUCCACGCAGAACAACCUUCGUGCAGCUGGUUUGUUUGCGUUGUUCUCAGAGUCACUGAGCUCCCGUUCAGAGCAGCAGGGUCGACGUGCCCCUUGGUACACGUGUUGCAAAGUGUUCGCGUUCCAAAGUGCAAGGUUCCUUUCAGCCCCAUCCCGAUCUCCACAGUCGACCAAUCACACAUGAGCACAGAUCAUAUGUGAUCCCUGUCUCCCGGUGGUACACUACAGUGAUCUAGUUGGUGUACAGAUCCUGAACUGAGCACAAUGUCGGGUCUGAUGCUGGCUGUGAUUCGGAGGCAUGGCGGUCGUGGCGUGGGCCUGGGGGCGCGGUCGCUGGCCUCCGUCCCCUCGCUGCCCCCUGCGGUGGCGCAGUUCGUGAGGGAGGCGGUGGAGGAGUGCAAGCCGGCCCGGGUGCACGUGGUGACGGGCACGCCCGAGGAGGCGGCCGGCAUCCUGGCCGGCCUGGAGAAGGAGGGCAUGAUGAAGAAGCUUCCUAAAUACGACAACUGCUGGCUGGCGCGGACGGACCCCAAAGACGUGGCGCGCGUGGAGAGCAAGACGGUGAUCGUGACGGAGAGGCAGAGGGACACGGUGCCCAUCCCCAGCGGGGGGGCCAAGAGCCAGCUGGGCAGCUGGAUGAGCGCCGCUGACUGGCAGACUGCCCGCCAGGAGCGCUUCCCCGGCUGCAUGGCAGGUCGUACCAUGUACGUCAUCCCCUUCAGCAUGGGCCCUGUGGGCUCCACGCUGUCCAAGUACGGAGUCCAGGUGACGGACUCCCCCUACGUGGUGGCCAGCAUGGGCAUCAUGACGCGCAUGGGCAGCCCUGUCAUGCAGAAGCUGGCCGAGGGAGAGGAGUUUGUCCGCUGCCAACACUCACUGGGACAGCCCCUACCCCUCAAAGCCCCGCUGGUGAACUCCUGGCCUUGUAACCCUGAGAAGGUGCUGAUCUCCCACCUGCCCGACACCCGGCAGAUCCUGUCCUUUGGCAGCGGCUACGGCGGCAACUCCCUGCUGGGCAAGAAGUGCUUCGCCCUGCGCAUCGCCUCACGCAUCGCCAAGGACGAGGGCUGGCUGGCGGAGCACAUGCUGAUCCUGGGCCUCACCAGCCCCCAGGGCGUGAAGCGCUACGUGGCCGCCGCCUUCCCCAGCGCCUGCGGGAAGACCAACCUGGCCAUGAUGAAGCCGUCCCUGCCCGGGUGGAAGGUGGAGUGCGUGGGCGACGACAUCGCCUGGAUGAAGUUCGACAGCCAGGGAAAGCUGAGGGCCAUCAACCCAGAGAACGGUUUCUUCGGAGUGGCCCCGGGAACCUCGAACAAAACCAACCCCCACGCCAUGUCCACCAUCGCCAAAAACACGGUCUUCACCAACGUCGGCGAGACCAGCGACGGGGGGGUGUGGUGGGAGGGCUUGGCCCCACCCCCCGCCGGAGUCUCCCUCACCGACUGGCACGGAAAGUCCUGGAAGCAAGGAGGCUCCACCCUGUGUGCCCAUCCCAACUCGCGGUUCUGCACCCCUGCCUCCCAGUGCCCCAUCAUCGACCCCCAGUGGGAGAGCGAGGAGGGCGUGCCCAUUGAUGCCAUCAUCUUUGGGGGACGGAGACCAGAGGGCGUGCCUCUGGUGUACGAGGCCUUCAACUGGCGCCACGGCGUCUUCGUGGGUGCCGCCAUGCGCUCGGAAUCCACCGCCGCCGCCGAGCACCAAGGCAAGGCGAUCAUGCACGACCCCUUCGCCAUGCGGCCGUUCUUCGGCUACAACUUCGGCGACUACCUGUCCCACUGGCUGAGCAUGGAGACCCGCCGCGCCCCCACCCAGCUGCCCAAGAUCUUCCACGUCAACUGGUUCCGCAAGGACCCCGCCACGGGCUCCUUCCUCUGGCCCGGCUUCGGGGAGAACGCCCGCGUGCUGGAGUGGAUCUUCCGGCGCUGCGGCCGCGAGCGCGACGACGAGGCCGCCCGCAAGAGCGCGGUGGGCUGGCUGCCAGAGCAGGACGCCAUCGACCGCAGCGGCCUGGGCGGCCAGGUGGACAUGGACGCCCUGUUCCACCUGCCCAAGCCCUUCUGGCAGAAGGAAGCCCAGGAGCUCAGGGCCUACUUCUCCCAGCAGGUGGGGGCGGACCUGCCCGCGCAGGUGGGGGCGGAGCUUCAGGCCCUUGAGGAGCGCGUGCGGGAUUAGAACCCGGGGGGAGGGGCAUCGCAUCGCUGCCCUGGCUGGAUGGAGGGUUAGCUUAGCUUGGUAGCGGGGUGGGGGUGGAGCUAUGUAUAUGGUAGGCUCCGUCACGGUAACAUAAAUUGGUUUUAUCUUUUAAGGGGGUCUGGCUUUGUUUGGGAGUCUGAGUUUGUUUCCAUCAUUCUGUGAUAAUCUCACUUGACGGCUCGAACCCUUAAGGUCACUGACACUCGUCUCCUGGCCGACCUGGGGUCCCACCUGGGGUCCGAGGGGACCUGAAGCAUCAUGGCGGUUUGUUCUAGACCUGCUGUCAGCGAUCCUCAUGUUUACAAGCUAUCGGCCAAAGAUUUUAUUGGAACAGUAAACACACACACACACACACACACACACACACACACACACACACACACACACACACACACACACACACACACACACACACACACACA